This is a messenger RNA of Thermothielavioides terrestris NRRL 8126, 1578 nucleotides long. RefSeq lists its product as uncharacterized. The coding region runs from base 89 to 1555 and encodes 488 amino acids. The record is from RefSeq and is a predicted model, not a curated record. Lineage: Eukaryota; Fungi; Ascomycota; Sordariomycetes; Sordariales; Chaetomiaceae. The transcript has 4 exons.
AGCAUCUGAUUUCCGGACCAAAGCUUCCAGCCAGCUAGCUACCUAGCGAUUUGCCAGCAUCCGCCGAGACAAACGGAACUCCGCCGACAUGGCAGCGACCAGCCAGGCUGCCGCACCGCCCAGACAGGAGACGCUGUCGAGCAUCGCCAGCGACGAGGCCGUGCCCGACACGGACCCGAACACCACCGCCGGCCUGCUCGCGCAGCGGCUGCAGGCGUGGAAGCAUGCCGUCGUCUACCUCGAGGAGUACAUGGGGGCCGUCGAGAAGAUCCAUAAGGCGCAGGCGAAGGAGUAUGAGAAGGUGUUGAAGACCAUCUCGAAGCCCCUUAGGGAGGGGGAGCACUUCGACCAGAGCCUCGGCGGCGUGGCCGGCUUCUUUGAGAACAUGCGAGUCAACACGCAGGCGCUCAUCAACACCAACCUCGAGACGGAAAAGAACAUCAGGGGCUCGGCGAUUCCGGUCAUCGAACGCUUGCAUAAGGAGAUCAAGCACAAGGCCAAGGAACUAGCCAACGGUGCCGAGAAGGCCGCCAAGGAGGUCGAGAAGGCGCGCAACACGACCCAGAAGCACAUCGAGCUGCUUGGCCAGCACGCCGCCUCGUUCGAGGCCACCGGCGGCAAGGCCUCGCCCGCCGAAGACCCCUACGUCCUCGCGCGCGGCGUUAUCCACCGGCUCAACAAGCAGAUCAUCGAGGAGAACAACCAGCACAACGACCUCGUCGCCGUGCAGACCAACUUCGAGGCCUUCGAGCGCCACAUCGUCCAGGUGAUCCAGCAGGCCAUGGAGACCUUCAACUCCUUCACCGGCGGGCAGGCCCUGAAGGUGCAGGCGCUGCACGCCGACAUGCUCGGCGCCGCCCAGCGCAUCCCGCCCGACUUCGAGUGGAAGGCCUUCGUGCGCCGGUGCGGCGACAGCCUCGCCAACCCGUCGCAGCCGCCGCGCACCGUCGACGCCGUCACCUUCCCCAACAUGUCCCACCCGUCGACCAAGCCGCUGAUCGAGGGCUCGCUCGAGCGCAAGAGCCGCAACAAGCUCUCGUGGGGCUACCAGACGGGCUACUACGUCGUGACGCCGUCCAAGUUCCUGCACGAGUUCCGCGACGACGACAACCUGCGCCGCGACCCCGUCCCGGAGCUGAGCAUCUACCUGCCCGACGCCGUCGUCGGCGCCCCGCACGGCGACAAGUUCAGCGUCAAGGGCAAGGACCGGUCCGCCCACGUCGGCGCCAAGCUCGCCGGCACCGCCGAGCUCGCCUUCAAGGCCCACUCGCCCGCCGAGGCCCAGAAGUGGUUCGACGUCAUCCGCCGCGCGGCCGGCGCCGCCGCGGCGUCCUCGCCGAGCGCGAGCCUGGGCAGCGAGGCGGCGAGUCCGGUCGAUGCGGCUGCCGCGGCAGACAAGGAGAAGGGGGAGAAGCCCCGGCCGGUCGUGGCUGUCCCGCCGCAGGAGACGGGCAUCACCGGCGGCGAGACGGUGGCUAGUCCGGUGGCUGUUGCGGGGACGCCGACGGCGGUGAAUGGUGGUGCGGCCGCGGCCGGGAAGGAGGGGAAGGUGUAGGUUGGGUGUUACCACCAGAGGGA